Podospora anserina S mat+ is the source of this 474-nucleotide messenger RNA. RefSeq lists its product as uncharacterized. Lineage: Eukaryota; Fungi; Ascomycota; Sordariomycetes; Sordariales; Podosporaceae. The record is from RefSeq and is a predicted model, not a curated record. Bases 1 to 474 code for a protein of 157 amino acids. The transcript has a single exon.
AUGAAGUUCUUCACCGUCAUCGUCUCUACCCUCGCCGCCAUGGUUGCCGCUGCUCCUGCCGCUGCUCCCGCCAGCACUGAGGUUGACAAGCGUGCCUUCGCUUUCGAUAUCAAUGCCUUCAACGGCCUCAAGGGCUUCAACCAGGUCAACCUCAACUACCUCCUCAACAUCAACUCUCUGCAGAUUGGUCUCCUCGGCAACCUCGCCAACGUCAACAACUUCAACAUCUUGCAAUUCCAGGGUCUCUUUGCUCAGCAGAAGUUUGAUCUUCAGGCUCUCCUUCAGCUCCAGCAGCUCCACACCUUCCUCCAGAUCCACCAGCUCGGUGUUCUCAACGGCUUUGAUCUCAAGGGCCUCCAGCUCCAGCAGCUCCAGCUCGGUCUCCUCAACAACGUUGGCCUGCUCGAUCUCCAGCAGUUCAUCUCCCCCAACGUCAUUGGCCAGGUCACCACUAUUGGCAACUCAGGUCAGUAA